GUUGUUCAGGCAAACGUGUAUCCCGCACGUGCACCUUCCAGUGUCUCUAGGAAGACCACACUCUGGCAGGAGCCUCCUGAGCCCCCUGGUUCAUAUACCACCCCCCGCCCCCCCCCCCAGGGUGACCACUAGCCAGAAUUCCUUGCUUUUCCUUACAGUUUUGCCGCCAAACAUAUGUAUCAUUAAACCGUACUUUGUGCCUUUGGGCUUGUUUUGGUACUUUAUGUUAAGUAGAAUCAUGCAUUUGUGUUCUGCACUUUUUUCCUUCAACAGUUAUGUUUUAGAGAUUGAUGCAUGUUAGUACCCGUAACUGGGGUUUGUUAAUUUUCAUUACUGUACUCUUCCCUAGGAUGACUCAUAACCACAGUGUAUCAGUUCUGCUGUUUCUAGUAUUUUGCUCUUCAAUACAACAUGGUUAUGCCUAUUCUUGCCGUAUGGCCCGGUGCACGUACACAAGACUCGCUAUUUUAGAGCAGGCAUUUUGAAGCUGAACGGCUGGCCCACAGAGGAAGCAUGAUUUCUUCCCUAACAAGGUGAUACCAGAAUGUUUUCCCACGUGGUCUUACCACUUGCCCUGCCACUGGCAGGGUAUUAACAGUUCCCAUUACUCUGCAUCCUUGCCAACAGUUGAUGUAUUUUAUUAUUGGAUUCUGGCGUUUAUGAGAUGGUAUUUCAUUGUGGCUUUAGCUUUGCAUUUCCCUGAUAACGCUGAACAUCUUUUCAUGUGUUCACGGGUCAUUUGAGUUUCCUCUUCUGCCAAACGUUCAGGUAUUUUGCUUAUUUCUCUGUUAGGUUGUUUUAUUUAUUUAUUGUUACUGAUUUGUAGGCAUUCUUUAUGUAUUUCGGAUACUAGUCGUCUGGUGAUAUGUAUUGCAAAAUCACCCAGAUUUGGCUUUUCUUUUUGCUCUCUUUCCGGGGUCUUUUGGUUAACUGAAGUUUGGAAGUUUAACAUGGUUGACUAUCACUCUUUUUCUUUUCUGGUUUGUGCUUUUUGUGUCUUAUUUAAGAAACCUGUUUCUACUCUGAGGUCAUAAAGAUACUCUCCUGUAUUAGCUCCUGAAAGUUUUAGAGUGUGCUUUUCACACCCCGCUUCUUUAAUUCCACCUGGACGUGAAGCUGAGGAUGUGUGGGGAUCCAGUUCUUUUUUUCCUUUAUAACUUGUCAGUUGUCCCUGCUUCAUUUUUUGGAGAGUCCAUUCUUUCCACGGUGGUUUGAAUGCUCACUCAUCACCUAUCAGGUUCUCACAUAUGUGUUGGUCUCUUUCUAGCCUCUGUCUUCUUUCUCUACGUAUUUAAGUAGUCCUUUGGAGCUUAUAAAAGGGCCAAGCAGUCAGAACUGUGCCUGGCCACUGCUGUGUCGCUGGGGCCUAGAGUAGUAGGAGGCAGGUAAGUGAGUUGAGUGAAUAAACAGCCUUAGAUUGUUCUGGUCAAACCUUUGCUGACACAGAAAAUCUUAGGACAGAUGAUUUUCUGUUCUGUGUGCGUCACCCCUUCCAACAACGUGGCCACUUCUUUGAGUCCUGUUACAUAAUUGGACAGCUCUGUUUACUGGAGUUUUUAAAAAAUUGAGCCCAAAUCUGUCUCCCUGAAACGUUUGCUCGCUUUUGGAGGUGAUUGUUGCUCCAGUGCACAGAAUUAAGAAUCUGGCUUCUACUUGGAUGGUUAAAGAACUCUUUUCUUCCCUGGGAGUUGACUGUAAUAUCUUGGAACUUGAUCAAGUUGAUGAUGGGGCCAGUGUUCAAGAGGUGCUGUCGGAGAUCACUAAUCAGAGGACCGUGCCCAAUAUCUUUGUGAAUAAAGUGCACGUGGGCGGAUGUGACCGAACUUUCCAGGCACAUCAGAGUGGUUUAUUACAGAAGCUCCUUCAGGAAGAUCCAGCGUAUGAUUACGACCUCAUUGUCAUCGGUGGUGGCUCUGGCGGCCUUUCGUGUGCUCAGGAAGCUGCCGCUUUGGGGAGGAGAGUCAUGGUGCUGGACCUCGUGGUCCCGUCGCCCCAGGGCACGUCGUGGGGUCUCGGUGGUACUUGUGUGAACGUCGGCUGCAUACCGAAGCAGUUGAUGCACCAGGCCGCCCUUUUGGGCCAGGCGCUGGCUGACUCGAGGAGGUUUGGCUGGGAGUGCGCUCAGCAAGUGAAGCACAACUGGGAGACCAUGACCGAGGCCAUUCAGAAGCACGUCGGCUCUCUGAACUGGAGCUACCAGCGGGCUCUGAGGGAGAAGGCGGUGGCCUACGUCAACUCCUACGGGGAAUUUGUUGAACACCAUAAAAUCAAGGCAACCAAUGGAAAAGGACAGGAAACGUGUUAUACUGCAGCAAAAUUUGUCAUAGCAACAGGGGAAAGGCCGCGCUACUUGGGAAUCCGAGGAGAUAAAGAGUACUGUAUCACUAGCGAUGACCUCUUCUCUCUGCCCUACUGCCCGGGCGCGACCCUGGUGGUGGGCGCAUCCUCCGUGGCGCUGGAGUGCGCAGGCUUCCUGGCCGGCCUGGGCCUGGAGGUCACGGUCAUGGUGCGCUCGCAGCUCCUGCGGGGCUUCGACCAGGAGAUGGCCGAGAAGGUGGCUUCCUCCAUGCAGCAGCUCGGCGUCCGAUUCCUGCGCAAGUUCGUGCCCGUGGAGGUUCAGCAGUUGGAGAAGGGGUCACCCGGGAAGCUGAAGGUCGUGGCUAAAUCCACGGAAGGGACAGAGAUGAUUGAGGGCCUUUACAACACGGUUUUGUUAGCAAUUGGUCGUGACUCCUGUACGAAGAAAAUCGGGCUGGAGAAGAUUGGUGUCAAAGUCAAUGAGAAGACUGGCAAAAUCCCAGUGAACGACGUGGAGCAGAGCAGCGUGCCCUAUGUCUACGCCGUCGGGGACGUCGUGGAGGGUAAGCCUGAGCUCACGCCCGUCGCCGUGCAGGCGGGCAGGCUGCUGGCUCGAAGGCUUUUUGGGGGCCGUUUAGAAAAGUGUGACUAUAUCAAUGCCCCCACCGUGGUGUUCACGCCCCUGGAGUACGGCUGCUGCGGGUACGCGGAGGAGAAAGCCGUGGAAGUGUACCGGAAGGAGAAUCUGGAGGGCGAGUCAGUAAGUGAAGCCGAGCACGGAGAGUCGCGUGAGAGCAGCGAGAGCGUGUUGUGCAGAAGCACGGGGGCGACCGACCGCGCGCGCAGGACGUGCAGGUCUACCACACUUUGUUCUGGCCUCUCGAGUGGACAGUGGCCUGCAGAGACAGCAACACCUGUUACGCGAAGAUUAUCUGCAGCAAAUUCGACAAUCCUCUUCACCAGGAGUAGAUUCCGUGUUAAGAAACCACUCUCUUUGCUCAUCCAUAAGAAGCGGCCCCUCAUCCGUUCCCAAGUUUCAUCGCAAGAUGGCAGCAAUUCAGUCCCAUCUUCAGGCUCCACUUCUAGUUCUGGUUCCCCUGCCGUUCCCACCACGUCUGCAGUCCUUCCUCCAUGAAGUCUCGAACCCCUCAAAGUCAUCCAGGAGGGCUGGAAUCAGCUUCUUCCAAACUCCUCUUCAUUUGGAUAUUCUGACCUCUUCCCAUGAAUCACAAGUGUUCUCUUUUUUUUUCUCUUAAUUUUUAUUGGCCACGCCACGCGCGUGAGGCACGUGGGAUCUUAGUUCCCCGACCAGGGAUCGAACCCGCGCCCCCUGCACUGGAAGCACGCAGUCCUAACCACCGGACCGCCAGGGAAGUCCCGCAAAUGUUCUUAAUGGCAUCUAGAAUGGUGAAUCCUUUCCAGAAGGUUUUCAAUUUACUUUGCCCAAAUCCAUCAGAGGAAUCACUGUCUAUGGCAGCUACAACCUAACAAAGUGUAUUUCUUAAGACUUGAAAAUCCAAAUUACUUCUUGAUCUAUGGGCUGCAGAAAGGAUGUUGUGUUGUCAGGCAUGAAAACAACAUUAAUCCCAUUGUCCAUCUCCAUCAGAGCUCUUGGGUGACCAGGUGCGUUGCCAGUGAGCAGUGACCUACUGCCCCUUUCUUGUACUUUUGUCCAAAUUUCCAUUUCUGGAGUGUCACCCCACCACUCACUGUCUUCCUGGAGCUAUGCUGAAAAUCACGGACAGGCUUCCAUCUCUCAGAAGCUCCUCACUUUCAUUAAUAAGUGGCUUCCCCCUCUCUGGGCCGCGCCUUCUCCCACUUUGCUGCACGUGCACCCCUCAGAGGUUCCUGUCCACGGCCCCCUGGAUGCGCAGCUCACGGGGUAUCCGUUUGCCCACCUGCCACGGGAGCCCGGAGAGUGGGGGGCACAGAGUCCUGCCGCCUGUCAUGCCCUCUCUCUUCACCUUAUGCACUUUAACCCUGAAGCUCUGGAUGAAGAAAAGUGAUGAGAAAACACGGACAGAGGAAGCAUGAGCGCUGGGAGUGCGCGGGGACGAACCCGCGUCCGCCGGGGCUGCAUGCGCGCAGGGACGAGAGCCGCGCGUCCUUACGGCUCGCGGUCCCUGGGGUGGGGUGUCUGCCGAGCCGACUCGGAGCCGGGCAGCCUGCGUCCUGGGCUGGGAGUAGCGCCGGCUGCCUCCGAACUUAGCCUUAUCCAGCACGGGCUGUUAGUCGGGGUUUGUCGUGCUGUCAUUUAGUGCGCUCUCAGUGUAACGCGGAAACGUCCCUCGUACUGACAGACUCCUUCGCGCAGCAGGUAAACUGCCCGUUCCGGCGAAUCUGAGCGCGGUUCACACGGGAUGUGCAUUUACUGGCUCACCCAGCAGAUUCUUGCAGGGCACGGUUUCACGGUGCUGUUCUCUGCUCAGCUCAGCAUUAGAGGUGCUUUUCUCUGGGAGUUGCUGUCAGUUUCAACGGUGAACUUGGGACGACAAGAUCCCUCUUCAGGUCCUUAACCUACUGGCUUCCCUUUGGAAGGAUCGGGUGAUAGGAUUUCACGUCCUUGGACCGAAGGCCGGUGAGAUCACCCAAGGAUUUGCAGCCGCCAUGAAAUGUGGGCUCACGAAGCAGCUGCUGGACGACACCAUUGGGAUCCACCCCACGUGUGCACAG
This is a messenger RNA of Orcinus orca (killer whale), 4971 nucleotides long. It is a transcript of the gene TXNRD3, whose product is annotated as thioredoxin reductase 3. Gene Ontology annotation, cellular component: cytosol; mitochondrion. The coding region runs from base 1658 to 3433 and encodes 591 amino acids. The transcript is spliced from 16 exons. The record is from RefSeq and is a predicted model, not a curated record. Gene Ontology annotation, molecular function: flavin adenine dinucleotide binding; glutathione-disulfide reductase (NADPH) activity; thioredoxin-disulfide reductase (NADPH) activity. Gene Ontology annotation, biological process: glutathione metabolic process; cell redox homeostasis; cellular response to oxidative stress. NCBI's taxonomy places the organism in Eukaryota, Metazoa, Chordata, Mammalia, Artiodactyla, Delphinidae.